This is a messenger RNA of Miscanthus lutarioriparius, 2262 nucleotides long. The record is from the annotation of a GenBank genome assembly. NCBI's taxonomy places the organism in Eukaryota, Viridiplantae, Streptophyta, Magnoliopsida, Poales, Poaceae.
AUGGUGAUGGAGAUGGAGACCGACAUGGACGGGGUGCUCCAGCGCUUCGACGUCGACCUUCUCCUCGAUGGCCACGGUGACGGCGACGCCCGGGGGAGCAGCGACAGCCCAUGUGCAGGUGGGAGCGCGAGCGCCGGCCCGCCGCAGGACAACAAGGAGGCCGCCGUCGGUGGCGCGGUGAAGGAGCGGAUCGCGCGGGCGCUGAGGAUCUACAAGGACGGCGGCGGAGGCGGUGCGCUGGUGCAGGUGUGGGCGCCGGCGCGGGACGGGGACCGGCGGGUGCUGGCCACCCGGGGCCAGCCGUUCGUGCUGCCGCCGCCGCGGUGCCACCGCCUGUUCCAGUACCGGACGGUGUCGCUCACGCACGCCUUCCCCGUCGGCGGCGCCGCCGUGCCCGGGGAGCGGGGCCUGCCGGGGCGGGUGUUCGACGCCGGGGAGCCCGAGUGGACGCCCAACGUGCAGUACUACGGCACCGGCGAGUACGCGCGCAUCAGCUACGCGCUCAUCUACGAUAUCCAGGCCGCGCUCGCGCUGCCCAUCCUUGACCCCGCCACGGGGUCCUGCCUCGCCGUGCUCGAGCUCGUCACCACCUCGCCCAGGCUCCACUUCGCCGCCGAGGUCGACAGCCUCUCCAAGGCGCUCCAGGCAGUGGCGUUGAGAGGCUCCGAGAUCUGCCGCCGCCCCGCGCCCGAGGUCUGCAACGACGAUGAGGCGGCGGCUCAGGUGGCCAUGUCCGAGGUCGCAGACAUCUUGAACAAAGUGGGGGAGGCUCACAAGCUGCCACUAGCGCAGGCCUGGGCGAGGUGCAGGCGCUGCAGCACGGGCACGGAGCACGCCUCCCUGACGGCGGCCGGCACGCCGUUCUACCUCGCCGGCGCAGACCCAACCAUCCUCGGCUUCCACGAGGCCUGCGUCGAGCACCAUCUGCGGUCCGGCCGGGGCGGGCUCGUCGAGGAGGUGGCCGCGGCGCGCCGGCCCCGCUUCUGCGCCGACGUCACCAAGUACUCCAUGGACGCGUACCCGCUCGCGCACCACGCGCGGUUCUGCGGCCUGGCCGGCUGCCUCGCCGUGUGCGCGCAGCUGCGCCGCCGCGUCGACGACGCGUCCAUGGACAUGGACGGCGGCGGCGGCUGGGAUGAGUGCGUGCUGGAGUUCUUCCUCCCGCCGGACUGCAGGGACGGCGCGGCGCAGAAGGCGGCAGCGGACGCCGUCGCGGCCACCAUCAUGGAGCGCUAUGGCAGUGGCGAUCUGAAGGCGGUCGUGAUAAGCGGGUUGCAGGAUUUGGCUUUUGAGAUCUUUGCAGAUGGCGAGUGCGUGCUUCGGCCUGAUCGUGUAACCAUGGCUGAUGCCCCCGAGCUUGAGCUGAACUAUCAUGGAGGAGAUGAGCGGGAUUCAGAUGAGGAGGGUCUACAUCUGGUGGCAGUUAUGGGUACUGCAGACACUGAAGCACUCAAGAUGCACCAUGACGAACACCAUGGUGACGAGGAUCCAAGAUCACAAGUUGGUAAGAAGACGACGAAAAGGAAAGGUGAAAAAACUGUCAGUUUGGAAGAACUGCAGCACUACUUCUCUGGAAGCCUGAAAGAUGCAGCCAAGAGCCUUGGUGUUUGUCCAACAACGAUGAAGCGCAUCUGCAGACGGCACGGCAUCUCCAGGUGGCCAUUCCGCAAGCUCGCCAAGGCGAACCGCUCCCUAGACAAGAUCAAGCGCGUCUUUGAGUUGGUGCAAGGCUCAUCACAGACCAUGGCCGCUUCUGCUCCUGCUGUGGCUGCUGCGUCUCAGCAAGCUCCAGCUGUGGCUGCUGCUGCUCGCCGUGCUCCUGCCUUACCAUGCCUAUCAAGUGCUCUGAGAGUGGCGUCCUCCCAAGGCUCAUGCCAAGCGCCGCCGCCUCCUCUGAAGGAGGCCACAUGGCGCAAGCCUUUGCCCGGUGGAGACGCCAGCGUGGUGACUGUCAAAGCGAGCUAUAGAGGGGACAUCAUCAGGUUCAGGGUGCCGAGCUCCGCAGGCGUCGCGACGGUGAAGGGGGAGGUGGCCAAGCGGCUGGGGCUGGAGGCCGGCGAGUUCGACGUCAAGUACCUGGACGAUGACAACGAGUGGGUGCUCUUGUCCUGCGACGCCGACUUCCAGGAGUGCCUCGAUGUCGUCCCGGCGUUGUCAGGCGCGUCAACAUCGUCUGGCUCCGGGACGGCUCAGCCGGUGGUCAGGCUGAUGGUGCAGGAGGUAGCUGAGGUCCAUGGGAGCUCCUGUGUCAGCUCAGAUUAG